AUGGGGAUCGGUCACAAAUUUUUCGGUUGGACAGACUGCGCUUCUUCCUUCCUCUUCUCGUGCACUUCACAAAAUUCAUCGUCCUCGCAAAAACCUUCGACAAACGACUCUGUGACUUUAGUAGAUCGUGGAUACCGUAACCAAACUCAAACUUACCGCGAUACCGCGGUCACUUAUAAACCAGCCGCUAAUCUUCAAAUUGACGACUCCAUCGAUGUUUUUUUCGACUUGGAGACUGGUCAAGGCGAAGCUCGCUAUGUUCGACAGACAAUUCGACAUUCGAGCAUUUUUAGAAAACCGUCCCAACUAACGACCGGAAGUGUGCUGGGGUCAUCAAGUCCUACCCCGCAGGGAAGGUCACUCAUUGCAUCCGAGCAACAAAAUAUAACCAAAAGCAUAACCUCCCUCAAGGCCAAGAUGACCCAGAGGUCACGCGAAGAUAGGAAAAAUAAAGAACUCCUCCACGCCAAGUUGACCUCAAGGAUGGAAUGGUUUCGCAACAAAGCUGAAUUGAACAACUUACUCCGAAAAUAUGCCAAAGAAUUUGGCUACGAUAGGAUUGAUGCCGUCAAAGCGAAGUCAUACGACUGGAAAAGGUUUAAAAUGUUUAAAAAUGUUUCCACUAUUUUGACCCAGGAUGGAAUGGGGUCAGAAUACGUGGGAAAUAAUGAGGUCAUUGCCAACAAGAUGAAGGAGGUCAAGGACGAGGUCAGCUUCCUCCUGGGGGCGGAUACGGCUCGAAUAACGGCAUCCCCAGAUGACGAAGUGGUCGCAUCUACGGCCGCGUUUAAUCGUGCCCUCGGCUCAAUUAUGAUUUCCGGUGGGGGCGGAAUGCGGGGGCGUGCCUUGGAUGAGACAGAUGAUAAGGUCACCUCCACAAUAGCAAAGAGCAUCCUCUUUAGCUCCACCGACACAUUUCAAUCGCCGGGUUGGAAACUUCAGCAUGUUGACUCUUCUCAAUUUAAGCCUAAUGUGACCCUUGGUUUGGAAAAGGAUGUAAUUUUCUACGGGAUGGGAUCCUGUCCUAACGUUAAUGUGACCUCAAAUGACCCCGUGACCUUUUACCUCACCCUCUUCCGAACAAACUGUCUCCCCGAGGCGAAACAAUACUUGGAACAUCUCAUUGAAGAAAAAUAUGUUCAAGUUGUUGUCCAACAGAAUCUCACCUUAUUUGCAUUUUCAAACGAUAGCGAAGGCAGUUUCGCCCUCCUCCAAGAAAAGAAGAGAUUGCGAAGUGAAGAGGUUCGCCGGUUGGGCGCAGCCUUAGAGUUGGUCGCGUUCAGCGAAACGUAUGUGAACCUGGCGAAAAAAGGGGAGGGGAAAUCUUGGGGAGGAAGAAAUGUAUCGCGAAGUGUGUCAACCAUUCGCCAAUUUUUCAUUAGAUACGUCACAUUAGCGAGGUCAAAGGGUGAUGAACAUUUCCUCAAGUUGGUCCGAAAUUUGGUCGUCACGUUGAAAGGGGUGAUGACGAAGCUGAUCCAAGACGAGGAAAUGUUCUUGGCACAAUGUGUCCCCACAAAGGACGCUUGUCGCACCGAGUUGAGUCUCAACUCUGCCGACCAAUUCGAAAUCCAUGCCAUUUCUCAAUUUCUCAUCAGAGGUUUGGCCCCCGUUGAGCGAAAUUUUGGAGGUGACGACGGUGUCGAAGUCGCAUUUCGAAAAUUUGUCGACCUCAAUAAAGCCGCGCUACGGGAAUCGGUAGCAUUUUAUCAAUAAGUGAAAUUUACGAAGUUUUCAUGUAGGUAUAAAAAAAUCACUCUCAAAAUAAAAUUAUGUAUCAAAAUACUUCAA
Folsomia candida is the source of this 1791-nucleotide messenger RNA. RefSeq lists its product as uncharacterized. NCBI's taxonomy places the organism in Eukaryota, Metazoa, Arthropoda, Collembola, Entomobryomorpha, Isotomidae. The record is from RefSeq and is a predicted model, not a curated record. Bases 1 to 1716 code for a protein of 571 amino acids. The transcript is spliced from 5 exons.